GCCGCGGAGGAGUUACUGCUAUGGCGGCUCCUGCGAUUCCUCCGCCGGGAGGGCCCCCCGGGGUGCCCGGGGGGAAACCGGGCCAAGGCCCCACGGUCGUCGGGGGAGGUGCGAAGAGCGGGGAGGAGCGGCUGAAGGAGAUGGAGGCCGAGAUGGCGCUGUUUGAACAGGAGGUUCUGGGAGCUCCAGUGUCCUUACCUCCUGUGACUCCUGUGGUGGAGGCUGUCCCAGUCGCCCUGGCAGUGCCAGCCGUGCCUGCGGUGCCACCUGUCCCUGUCAUCCGUCCUAUCAUUGCCACCAACACUUACCAACAGGUCCAACAGAGUCUGGAAGCCCGAGCAGCAGCAGCUGCAACCGUGGUAGCUCCCAUUGUGGCUCCUCCAGUACCAUUUGUAGGCCCAGCUGUUCCCCCUCAACGGCCCCCAAUCCUCCGACCGACUUUUGUGCCUCAUGUCCUGCAAAGAUCUGGUGGUCCCCGGCCCCUGCCAAUGCGGCCUCCUCAUCACCAGCCCAUGGUGGGCCCCCCCAUGCCAGGUCCCCAGGGUCCACCGAUGCUGAUGGGUCCACCAAUGCAGAGAGCUCCUGGCCCACCUCUUGGAGGCAUAGGGCCCAUGAGACCUGGUCCGCCUGUUGGCCCAGGGAUUCCUGUCGGUCCUCUGGCUCCGCUGGUGCCUGUUCCUCGGCCUGUUGUGGCACCUCCCAAAGUGAACCCCACCGUUAUCCAGGCAGCUCCUACAGUGUAUUCUGCCCCGCCAGUGAAGAAGCAAGAGGAGGAGCAUAGAGAGCCCCCGCCUCCUGUGGUAGAGGAGAAAGAGCCAGCCGGGCUAGAGGAGCCUGUAAUUGGUCCCAGCAUGCCGGAAGUGGAGCCUGUUCCGCUGGUAGACCUGGGUCGGCUCCCUUCGCUACGUGCACAUGAUCCACCACCCGCACGAGGGAAGCGCCCCCGAGGGGCUGACUCUGGCUUCGUACCUGUUGAGCCUGUGGUGGAAAACACGCCAGAGGACAAGAAGAAAACCAAGCAGGAGAAGCUGAAGCGCUGCAUCCGCACGGCAGCCGGCACCUGCUGGGAGGACCCCAGCCUCCUUGAAUGGGACGCUGAUGAUUUCCGGAUCUUUUGCGGGGACCUGGGCAACGAGGUAAAUGACGACAUCCUGGCACGUGCCUUUAGCCGCUACCCGUCCUUCCUGAAGGCAAAAGUAAUCCGGGACAAGCGUACUGGCAAGACAAAAGGUUACGGCUUUGUCAGCUUCAAGGACCCCAACGAUUACGUCCGUGCCAUGCGGGAGAUGAAUGGAAAGUACGUUGGCAGCCGGCCCAUCAAGCUGCGCAAAAGCAUGUGGAAGGACCGCAACAUCGACGUGGUGCGCAAGAAACAGAAGGAGAAGAAAAAGUUGGGACUGAGGUAGCCUAAGGGAGGUGGAAGUUUACCCUCGAUCUGUAACGCAAGGAACCAGCAGGCAUCUCUGGGCUGUUGAGUCCUGCCCUCUGGUGGGCAGGAAGCCGAUCACAGGCGUGCUUUGCCGGUAGGAGAUCUUGAGUUCCCCACAGCUCCUCUGCUAGCCUGCUGAGUGCUGACCUCCUACAUAAGAUGUAUGUGCACAAACACGUCUUUGCAACACUUAUGGACUUAGUGUUUGAAUGGGCUCAGCGCUGAGACCACAGUCCUUUGUUUUGGGGGGAAACGCUGAGUGUAACAACUUGGCUAGGGGGGAGGAGGGAGAGUGUCUUAAGCCAAUAAACAUGUCUGUAUUUUUUCUUACUA
Eublepharis macularius is the source of this 1762-nucleotide messenger RNA. RefSeq names its product RNA binding motif protein 42 (gene RBM42). NCBI's taxonomy places the organism in Eukaryota, Metazoa, Chordata, Lepidosauria, Squamata, Eublepharidae. Bases 21 to 1406 code for a protein of 461 amino acids. The record is from RefSeq and is a predicted model, not a curated record. Gene Ontology annotation, molecular function: mRNA binding. The transcript has 10 exons.